GUUUUUUUUAAGUUGUGUCCAGAUAUUAGGUUUUAUCAAUAAAGUUUGUUUUUUGAAAGCCCUGAUUUACCAGAGCGUUUCAUUUUACAUUGGUUUGUCGACGGUGUGUAUUCCUGGUAUUGAGUUCCCAGUUAAGACCAAAAUGUAUCUUUUUUUUAGUUUUAUUUUGAAAGUAUAACGGAAGUGUUUUAUUUUGAAACCCAAAAAUGUUUCCUGUUUCUCCGGACUUUUUUCCUCUACGUUGACGCGUCGACGGACAGGAAAUAGAACUCGCGCGCAAAGCCUACGUUGCGUGGCGGAGGGACGGAAGUCAGACGCAGACAUGAUGGUGGCGAUGUAAACAUUCUGACUGGUAUACGAAAUUCUAUCUUUUGUGUCAACACAACGCAACGGAGUCGCGCCGCAGACGGACCAGUGUAAAUAGGGAAUUGGGAGUUCCGUUGUGCUGUCAAAGAUAAACUAACAUUUUAUACUUUAAGGGGGCGUGCCCAUGCGAUUACACUCUUUUACCCCCGCAGAGAGCACCGUCGUCCACUGUAGUCAUGGACGAUGAACGUUUAAUUUUAGAAGUAGAAAAACACAAUAUCCUUUAUGACUCAAAACAUGCAUUUUAUAAGGACCCAGUGAGGAAGGAGAGGGCAUGGAGCCUGAUUGCACAAGUUUUGGAUGCUGAUGCUGACACCUGUAAAGCAAGAUGGAGGGUUCUGCGAGACAGCUUCGUCAGAAACCAAAAAAAGACAAAUCCAAGUGGAUCAAGAGGGGGUUCACUGAUAGACUGGAAAUACAAAGACAUUAUAUCUUUUAUUCUGCCCCACCUGCAACACAGGAGCUCCAAAAUCAAUUUAGAAAAAGUUCCGGAUCAGAGCAGGAGUGAAGCAGGGACUCCCACAUCGCUGGAGGAAAUGGAUAACCAGUCAGUACACGUUAAAAUUGAAGAUCCUGGACCAGGGCCAUCCAGAGAAAUCGGGAGCACAAUCACGCCACUGCCACAACAAGCAACACAGAGAAAAAAGUCUAAAAAAAGACAGCUCUCGACUAUUGCAGACAACUUGAUAGCUCUGUUAGAAGAGCCAGUCCCAAAGCAGAGCUUACCCGAAAGUGACCUUGACGAGUGCUACUACUUUGCUAUGAGCCUCGUACCAAUGCUGAACAGGAUGGACAGAAUAACAAGAGAAGAGACGAAAUUUCAAAUUUUAAAAUGCUUUGAAAAAGCAAGACAGAGACAACAGCACAUUGAUUAGGGCUGUAAUAUCUGAAUACUCAGAAACAUGGAUGGAAAGUGACUUCUGACUCAUUGUGUUUCUCUUUUAUUAGUAUAUUUUUGGGAUUUAUCUAAUAGUGAUGGUGUCUUUGAAUUCUCUAUUCGCGGCAUCAUAGCAGAUGUGUAAAAAAAGAAUCUGAAAUUUACUGUGUUUUGUUUAGGGUUAAAUACAACUUUUUAAAAAAUCA
Molecule: messenger RNA, 1449 nt
Organism: Oryzias melastigma (Indian medaka)
Lineage: Eukaryota; Metazoa; Chordata; Actinopteri; Beloniformes; Adrianichthyidae
Product: transcription factor Adf-1
Exons: 3
Coding region: 543-1241 (232 amino acids)
Biological process (GO): regulation of transcription by RNA polymerase II
Cellular component (GO): nucleus; transcription regulator complex
Molecular function (GO): DNA binding
Source: RefSeq, a predicted model, not a curated record